GUUUAUGAAUGAGGGGCUGCCCCGCUGCCCCCAGCUCCUCCCUGCUGCUCAGCCCCCAGGUACUCGGGCUCGGGCUGGCAGCCGGGCGCGCUCCCCGCCGCUGAGAUCCCGCGGGCUCCUUGGCUGCUGGCAGUGGAGGUGGCAUCUCAGCGCUGGACCAUGGUGCUGUGAGGACGAGGUGUCCCCUUCCCGCUGCUGAGCACCAGAAUGCAGCCUGCCCCUCGCCGCAGCCUGGCCCUCGCCGCACUCCUGCUCUGCCUCCUCCUGCAGCAGCUGGGCAGCAGCAAGGCAUGGAAGCAGCAUGCCCCGCGCCUUCGUCUCGCCUACAAAGAUCUGCUGAAAUCCAACAGCUCUCGCCUGCUGCUGGCCUCAGGGGACGGGAUGGAUUUCCAAGCCCUCCUGGUGGAUGAAGACAGGGCCUGGCUGAUGGUGGGAGCGAAAAACCACAUCUUCCUGCUCCACCUGGACCAUCCCAGCAGGGAGCCUGAGAAGAUAUUCUGGCCAGCCUCCCGGGAGCAGGUCGAGCACUGCCAGCUGGCUGGGAAGAACGUGGAGACCGAGUGUGCCAACUUCAUCCGCCUCCUCCAGCCCUUCAACAGGACCCAUGUGUUUGCCUGCGGGACCGGCUCCUACCAGCCCGUCUGUGCCUUCAUCCAGCUGGGAGCCCGGGGGAAGGCUCCUGGAGCUCCCACCAUGCGCUUGGUGACUCACUCCUUGGAAUCGGGGCGAGGACGGUGCCCGUACAGCCCCCAUGAGCCCUUCACGGGGCUCCUUGUGGAUGGGGAGCUGUAUUCUGGUACCUCCAGCGACUUCAUGGGCAGCAGCGCUGCCUUCUUCCGGACCUGGGUCCAUGGGGCCGAGCAGAGCUACAUCCGGACGGAGCAGAACCAGGACCACUGGCUACAUGAGCCCGCAUUCGUCGGUGCCUACGCCAUCCCUGAUACCUACAACCCGCACGAUGACAAGGUCUACAUCUUCUUCCGUGAGACAGCCAUGGAAGCUGGGCAGUGGGAGAGGCGGCACAUCCAUGCCAGGGUGGCCCGGGUCUGCAAGAACGACGUUGGAGGGAAGCACAGCCUCAUCAACCGCUGGAGCACGUUCCUCAAGGCCCGCCUGGUGUGCUCCAUCCCCGGGCCCCACGGCACCGAGACCCACUUUGACCAGCUCGAGGAUGUUUUCCUCCUGCGCACCCGGGACCCCCAGAACCCCCUCGUCUUUGGGCUCUUCACGGUCUCCAGCGGUGUCUUCAGCGGCUCUGCCGUCUGCGUCUACUCCAUGGCUGCUGUGAGAGCUGCCUUCAGCGGCCCCUUCGCACACAAGGAGGGGUUUGACUACCGCUGGGUGGAAUACAAGGGCCGUGUCCCCUACCCUCGCCCUGGCACGUGCCCCAGCGAGACGUACGACCCCCUCCUGCAGUCCACCAAGGACUUCCCCGACGAGGUGAUCAGCUUCAUGCGCACCCACCAGCUGAUGUGGGAGCCCGUGUACCCGCAGGGCCGCCAGCCCGCCCUGGCCAGGGUCAACGUUCCUUACCGGCUGCGGCGCCUGCUGGUGCACAGGCUGGAGAUGGAGAACCGGCACUACGAUGUGCUCUUCCUUGGCACAGAUGAAGGCAAAGUCCUGAAGGUGGGGCUGGCCGGUGGCGUGAGCCGUGGCACGGAGGUGAUCAGCCUGGAGGAGAUCAGUGUCACUAAGGUGCCUUCUCCCAUCCUGGACAUGAAGCUGUCACUGAAGCGGCAGGAGCUGUUUGUGAGCAGCACCCACGGGCUGAUCCAGCUCUCCCUGUACCGCUGCGAGCUCUAUGGCAAAACCUGCACCGACUGCUGCUUGGCCAGGGACCCUUACUGCACCUGGGACAGCAGGACCUGCGCCCCACACGUGCUCACCGAGAAGAGGCGUGCCCGCUGCCAGGACGUGCUGAAGCCGGACCCGCUCAGUCAGUGCCAGGACCCCGCAGAGGGGCCGGCUGCUGUGGAGAAGCUGGUGUUUGGCGUGGAGAAGAACUCAACGUUCCUCGAGUGCCUGGCGCGCUCCCCGCAGACCACGGUGCGGUGGCUGGUGCGGCACGGCGAGGACACGGACCUGAGCGAGGUCAGGAGCGACGGGCACUUCUCGGUGCUGGAGCAGGGGCUGCUGCUGCGGCAGCUGGCUCCGGAGGACGCGGGCACCUACGAGUGCCAGGCCAUGGAGCGCUCCUUCUCGCGGCCCCUCACCCGGUACAGCCUGCGCGUCAUCAGGCACGAGGCCAUGGAGCUGCCACCUUACAAACGGAGCAAGGGAGCCGAGCUGGGAGGGAGCCAGCAGAGCCCCCGGCCCCGCAUUGACCUGCACCCCGGUUACAAGGGCUUCCCGCGGGCCCUGGGGGCACCGGGCACCAGCCUGGAUGCCUACUGCAACGCCCUGCGCCUGCAGGAGAGGCAGCGGCAGAAAGCCUGGCACCACAAGUGGCAGCACCCAUCCGCGGACAGCAAGAGCGGCCGGGUGCGGCGGCACCGCCGGCCCCUGUGAGGCGCAGAGGAGCCGGGGCCGCCCGCUGCUCCCUCCCCGCUCCGCCCGGGGCCCUUCUCGCUCCCAGGAUCCGCUCCGACCGAGACGCCUCAGCUUCCUGCGCACAAAGCGCCUCGCUGGUACUACCUCAACCCUGCCAGGCCCCUCCAUGCUCCCCACA
Messenger RNA from Neopsephotus bourkii (Bourke's parrot), 2668 nucleotides. RefSeq names its product semaphorin-3D-like. Gene Ontology annotation, biological process: negative chemotaxis; positive regulation of cell migration; negative regulation of axon extension involved in axon guidance. The transcript has 18 exons. Gene Ontology annotation, molecular function: semaphorin receptor binding; chemorepellent activity. The record is from RefSeq and is a predicted model, not a curated record. NCBI's taxonomy places the organism in Eukaryota, Metazoa, Chordata, Aves, Psittaciformes, Psittacidae. Bases 208 to 2508 code for a protein of 766 amino acids.